Molecule: messenger RNA, 1637 nt
Organism: Coregonus sp. 'balchen'
Lineage: Eukaryota; Metazoa; Chordata; Actinopteri; Salmoniformes; Salmonidae
Source: the annotation of a GenBank genome assembly
AUGCCCGUCUCUAGCCCCCCUCUUCCACACACCCAGGCCGACCAGUAUAUCCUGAGCAGGGACCAGGAGUUGAACCUGGCCUACGUGGGAUCUGUACCCCAUGGGGGGAUCCAGCAGGUUCGGAUUCACUGGAUGCUGGAGAUGAUCACAGCACAGUGAGUGUGGGGGAGCCUGCCUCUGGGCUUUGUGAUGGGUUACUGAAUAAAAUAUGACAGAGGUGACCGUUGUAUUCCAUUGUCAUAUUUUGCUUCAAUCUAAUUCCAUGUAUGAUUAAAGACUUUGUAUCAUUUUGUAGCAUUGACAAUGGAGAACCCCACUACAACAACUAAACUGGACCAGCUGAUUUGCCUCUUGUGGAUAAACGGUAGUUAACCCCAUCUCGUCUGGUGAAAUGGUAUGUAUGCUUUAUAAAUAUGGUUCAGAUAGAUUUUUGUUUCUACGUUUGGGUUUGUUGGAGGUUUUGAAUUGAUGGGCAGUGUGAACAACUACUUGACCAACUUUGAGGACAAAAGACAAGUGGUUGAAUGGAAGAACCUGGUGUAUCUCAUCACAAAGAGGCACAUUGGUCAGUAUACUGUGCAGUGAUAGGUGAACACACAAAUACCCCUAUACUCUUAUGGAUCAUAUGAAUGUUACACUCCACUAACACUAUUCAUCCUGAAUUACAGAGAAGUAUGGCUUGGGAAGUGUAUUUUGAAACAUGGAAUGAACCGAACAAUCAUGACUUUGCAACGUUACUGUGUCAAUCCAAGGUAAAGCUGUAAUUGUCUUCCGUUCUGACAGGUGGCGUCACUUUUUGUAAGGAAUGAAAGAAUGCAAAAUAUAACAUAAUCUGAUGAAUAAUAAUUUGUAUGUGGUCUGUUUAGUCUAUUUGGUCUGUAUCUCAGCACCUACGAGAGACUAUUGGUCUGUCUUUCACCUAAAGGGUUCCUGAACUACUAUGAUGCCUGCUCUGAGGGCCUGUGGCCUGCUAGUAGUGCCCUGCGGUUCAGCGGUCCAGAAGACUCCUGCCACUCACCACCACACUCCCCAUACUGCUGGUCCAUGCUGCAGCACUGCUACAACAGGACCAACUUCUUCACUGGGGAGACAGGGGUGCGGCUGGACUACAUCGCCCUGCACAAAAUGGUGGGACUGGGACUAUGUGGUGUGUGUGUGUGUGUGUGACCUGCACACUCUCAUUACUAUCUUUUAACCAUCAUUCUGUCAGACUCUAGUUUCCUAACAAGAGAACAGUGCCUAAUUCUGACAUUUGAAGUUUCCGGAUGAAAACUGGCUUGGGCUUAUGAGACUCAGUUCAAGUUUAGGUUUUGCUGUCUUCCAGGGUGGAGGCUAUUCGUUACCCAUCAUGGAACAGGAGAUCCAGACAGUGAGAGAUCCAGGAGCGUUUCCCUCUCUUCCGAACCCUGCCGGUGUACAACGUUGAAGCCGAUCCAUUGGUGGGCAAUGUAUGACCAUGGUCAGUUUCUAUGGAAUUAACUCCGGUAUUUAUAGCUGAGGUGAAGUUAGUGUUGAUUUGACUCCAUGAUCCUUAGGUGGAUGGACCCCUACCCUUCCCUGCGGAGGGCAUCCUAAUCCUGCGGGCAAAACUCUCUAUGCCCUCUGUCCUCCUCAUACAUGUGUGGCCAGGGCAAACC